Molecule: messenger RNA, 3912 nt
Organism: Penicillium riverlandense
Lineage: Eukaryota; Fungi; Ascomycota; Eurotiomycetes; Eurotiales; Aspergillaceae
Product: SKI complex RNA helicase subunit SKI2
Exons: 6
Coding region: 1-3912 (1303 amino acids)
Biological process (GO): nuclear-transcribed mRNA catabolic process, 3'-5' exonucleolytic nonsense-mediated decay
Cellular component (GO): Ski complex
Molecular function (GO): RNA helicase activity; RNA binding; ATP binding
Source: RefSeq, a predicted model, not a curated record
AUGGCGGACUUACUGGCCUCGGCGAUGGGUCAGUUGAGGUUGAAUUCCAGUGAUCUCACCCCGUCGGCCUUUGAUGCGCGACUUGUAGAAGAAGAGAAUGGCAAACAUGACGACUUGAAGCCUCGCAAACGAACCCACCCAAAUGCCGAGGACCUCUUGGCGGAAUUGGAGAAUGAUUUCUUGACCCCGUCACCACGGUUUAGUACCAAGUGGUUGAACCAUCUGCAAAAGCGAUGGGAUGUCUCGACCGACUACACCGACCUCUUCGAAAUCGCUCCCACCCAGACGCGCACCGUUACUCGAUUCACACGGGAAGGAUUGGAAGGACGGGUGACUGGAUAUCAUGAAGUUACGGUUCCUGCGACGAGCACAAAUGCAAAGAACUCUACGUCUCUCCUUCGCCGACCUGCAGGCCGUGCCGAUUUUGUUAGGGGAGCGGCGGGUUUCUUUCCCUUUGCGCCGGGUGGGUUGGACGCGGUCGAGGCCCUUGCGGCCAUGGAGGCAGAUGAUCAAACGGCAGAGCAAACGCGAAGUGGUGGGAAACAGUCUGGUCUUGACCGAAUCAUCGAUUUUGGGUCGGAGGGGGGUCUGUUGACCGUUCCACCGGGGUUCAGCCGCGGCCUGAAGCUUGAGGAGGCAAAGUCCAAGGAGGGCGUCGAGGGAGACAAGGAAGUCGAGCAUGCUCUUCUCCAAGAGGAAAGCCAUCUGCAAGUUGACGAAGCCGAACCAAAACCCGAUGUCGACCCACGGUCAAAGGUUGAGGGUGAAGACGAUAUCAGCGAUGAGGAGGAGGAAGACAUUGAUGCCUUGCUUCCCGUCGAAUUCCCUGCUCUAGAGCCACACAACCUAUUAUUGACAGGAGUUCAAAAACAAAGGGGCAGAGAAUGGGCUCACGUUGUGGAUGUGAACAAAGAUAUUCCUAACUUCAGCGAGCUCGUCCCGGACAUGGCCAGAGAGUGGCCCUUCGAGCUGGAUACAUUCCAGAAAGAAGCUGUCUACCACCUUGAAGGUGGCGAUUCGGUGUUUGUUGCAGCCCACACUUCCGCCGGCAAGACUGUUGUGGCUGAAUACGCAAUUGCUUUGGCGGCCAAGCACAUGACAAAGGCAAUCUACACGUCUCCCAUCAAAGCUCUCAGCAAUCAGAAAUACCGCGAUUUCCGAACUACAUUCGAUGAUGUUGGAAUUCUGACUGGAGAUGUCCAAAUCAAUCCAGAGGCAAGCUGUUUGAUUAUGACAACUGAAAUCUUACGAAGUAUGCUUUAUCGCGGAGCUGAUCUGAUUCGUGAUGUCGAGUUUGUCAUCUUUGAUGAAGUACACUAUGUGAAUGAUCUUGAACGAGGUGUGGUCUGGGAAGAAGUUAUUAUCAUGCUUCCUGAGCAUGUCACUCUGAUCCUCUUAUCUGCCACUGUCCCCAACACAUACGAAUUCGCAUCCUGGGUGGGUCGCACGAAGAAGAAGGACAUUUAUGUCAUUUCGACUCCCAAGCGACCCGUUCCGCUCGAACACUAUCUCUGGGCAGGGAAGGACAAGUUCAAGGUCGUCGAUUCAAACAAGCGAUUCCUGGAGAGUGGUUGGAAGAAAGCGAACGAUAUCAUGUCAGGCCAGGAUAAAGUCAAAGCUCAGAAGGCUGCCGAAUCCCAAGCGCAGUCCCAGGCUGCGCGUGGAGGAGCCGGACCUCAAGGACGAGGCCGCGGACAGCCCAAUGGCAGAGGCGGCGGUGCCCCUAGAGGCAACGGGCAGCGAGGAGGCCCACAGCAACGGGGCAGAGGGCAAGGGGGACGAGGACAACCCUCUAACCGAGGCACAGGAAAUAUUGCUCGUACUGGCCGCGGAGGCGGCAGGACGUCAGCUGCCCAGGACAGGAAUGUUUGGGUGCACCUGGUAUCCCAUCUGCGCAAAGCGGAUUUACUCCCUGGAUGCAUUUUCGUCUUUUCCAAGAAGCGAUGUGAAGAAAAUGCGGAUUCUCUCUCCAACCAGGACUUCAGCACUGCUUCAGAGAAGAGCUUGAUUCAUAUGUUUAUUGAAAAGUCUCUCACCCGGUUGAAGCCCGAAGAUAGAACGCUUCCACAGAUUCUCCGGCUUCGUGAACUGCUGAGCAGAGGGAUCGCUGUACACCACGGGGGUCUCCUGCCCAUUAUGAAAGAGAUUGUUGAGAUUCUGUUUGCCAAGUCUUUGGUAAAGGUUUUGUUCGCUACAGAAACGUUUGCCAUGGGUCUCAAUCUGCCGACUCGAACGGUUGUUUUCUCGGGAUUCCGAAAACACGACGGCAAGAGUUUCCGCGACCUUCUUCCUGGUGAAUAUACGCAGAUGGCUGGGCGUGCUGGACGAAGAGGUCUCGAUACAGUGGGCUACGUUAUCAUAACUACCAGCGGCAGAGACGAGGCACCCCCCGCUGGUGCUCUGCGGAAGAUGAUCCUUGGCGACCCGACCAAGCUUAGAUCUCAGUUCCGGCUGACGUACAAUAUGAUUUUGAACCUGCUACGUGUGGAGGCUCUCAAGAUCGAGGAGAUGAUCAAGCGGAGUUUCAGUGAGAAUGCCACACAAGCCUUGCUCCCGGAGCAUGAGAAACAAGUCCAGCUCUCGGAAGCCAGUCUCGAGAAGAUUAAGCGAGAGCCCUGUGAGAUUUGUGAUUUGGAUCUGGCAGCUUGUCAUGCGGCAGCGAUGGAGUACCAAAGACUCACGAAUGAGCUGCAUGCGGGCCUUCAAUCAUCGCCUGUAGGAAAACGGCUCUUUACAAUCAAGCGACUCGUGGUUUACCGAAAGGACGGAUUGCGCACAGCCGGUGUGCUUGUCCGCGAGGGAGUGACUGGUGGGAAUAUACCCUGUCUGCAGGUGUGCGAGAUUGGAACCAUCAGCAACAAGCGCCACCCAAGCGAUAUUCUCCCCUUCUUGCCAAAAUUCCGGCCCUUCUUCCAGCAACUGCCCUCCAGUUCUGCGAAUAUGCACUUGAAAACAUGCAAAAUCCCGCUCGCCGAUCUUGAAUGCGUCACAAACACCCAGGUGAAGCUUGGCGGGCCGAUCUGGUACUUGAACAUCAAGAAAGAGGCUGUGAAGUUCGCGGAUAAGGAGCUCACCAAGUACACCAAGUCAUGGACCGACCAUACGUGGGACGAGCUGGAUUGGGCGCGAGUCAAAGAGUUGCAAGUGCGAGAUAUACUCGAUCAGCGACAGGCCCAGGCCGACAUUGCCCAGUCCUGUCACAGUUUGAAGUGUCCUAAUUUCUUGAAGCAUUUUGAGAUGCAACAUGACGAGUGGCAGGUCAAGGAGAAUAUCUCGCAGCUCAAACAGCUCAUGUCGGAUCAAAACCUCCAGCUUCUGCCGGACUACGAGCAGCGUAUCCAGGUGUUGAGGGAACUGGGAUUUGUGGACGAGCAGUCGCGUGUGCAACUGAAAGGCAAGGUAGCAUGCGAGAUUCACUCUGCCGAUGAGCUUGUUCUCACCGAAUUGAUUCUGGAGAACGUGCUGGCAGAAUUCGAGCCGGAAGAGAUCGUCGCCCUCCUCUCGGCCUUUGUGUUCCAGGAAAAGACUGACAACAAACCCACAUUGACCCCACGCCUGGAAAAGGGCCAGGAAACGAUCGUGCGAAUCUCGGAGAAGGUCAAUGACUUCCAGGUGCUGCACCAGGUCAUCCAGUCCAGCGAGGACUCGAACGACUUCGCCAGCCAGCCGCGCUUUGGGCUUGCCGAGGUCGUGUAUGAGUGGGCCAAGGGCAUGUCCUUCAACCGCAUCACGGAUCUGACGGAUGUGAUGGAGGGAACGAUCGUGCGCACCAUCACGCGGCUGGACGAGACGUGUCGUGAGGUCAAGAACGCUGCCAAGCUGGUGGGCGACCCGUCGCUGUACACGAAGAUGCAGCAGGCGCAGGAGCUGAUCAAGCGGGAUGUGAUUUUUGCAGCGUCACUGUACAUGUAG